AUGUCCAACCAWGGCCUGACCUACCAAGGCCUCCGUCGACCCUACUACCCUGGACAUAAUUCGUCCUAUCUCGACAACAUCCCCGAGGAGGAAAUCGAGGCAUACGCAAGACUGGAAGAUAUCGACGCAAAGCCAAACUCCAAGCGGAGUACUGCGAUGGCCGGCGAGCUCGAUCAGAUGGCUGCUGCUAAAGAGGAAGAACUGAAGCCGCCUAUUCAAGCCGGUGGACGUAGGCAAAGUGAUGGACAAAACGGUGUCACCGACUACCUGACUGCGGGCGGUGGCUCGUAUAGUGGUAUGAGCACACCGACGACGCCAUGCCUGACGCGGACCAACAGCUCAUCCGAUGUGUUUGGCAACUUCGAUUCUUUUGGACAGGAGAACUUUCCGCCCGUCGAUCGCCUGACCAUGUUCGACAUUCUCGAGAAUCUGGCAUUACCGCAGCGGUUGGAGAAGAUGCAGAAUGUGGUCCAUGAGAAUGCAGAGAAGCUCAGGCGGCAGAGGCAGAAGUUGACGCAUCGAGCCYUGUCCAGCAAGAACGUUGUAGUAGAGGAAUGGCGGAAACGAGUGCCAGUCAAUUCCGAUGAGAAGCUGGAAAAGUAUCGCAAGCGGAUGAGGAUAACGGUAGACCGGUUGAGCACGCGGUUCAAGAACGCCAAAAGCGUGUCUAUGAUGGAGAAGAUAUCCUUUGYGACGGCAGUCUUGAACAUCUUCAUAUCUGCCUACAUGAUGGGUUCGUUCCCGGAGUACUUCCACUACUGGUACACUGCGCAGCUGAUCUACUUCCUGCCCCUACGAUGGUUCAAUUACCACAAGACAGGCUUCCAUUACUUCCUGGCGGAUCUGUGCUACUUUGUCAACAUGCUGCUCAUUCUGUCCAUCUGGUUCUUCCCGCAGUCCAAACGCCUCCUCAUCAGCACAUACUGUUUGGCGUUUGGUAACAAUGCCGUGGCGAUUGUCAUGUGGCGGAACAGUCUUGUGUUUCACAGUCUUGACAAGACCACGACCCUAUUCAUCCACAUCAUGCCUUGCGCAACGCUGCACACGCUGGUCCAUCUCAUUCCCAAGCAAAUGCAAUUAGAUCGGUUCCCUGCCAUUCACACCAUAAAGUACUCGGCUCCUGGAGCGCCCGAACACUACCGACUAAUGGACAUGAUCAUCUGGGCCACCCUGCCUUACGCCAUCUGGCAAUUAUCAUACCAUUUCCUUAUCACAGUCCGCAAGCGUUCCAAGAUCGCGGCCGGUCGCCCGACAUCCUUCACCUGGCUCCGUCGUAGUUACCGCGGCAACUUUCUCGGGAAAUUUGUCCUCUCUUUCCCUGACAGCUACCAAGAGCCUAUAUUCAUGUGCAUACAAUACUGCUACGCUCUCCUGACGAUGGUGCCGUGUCCCAUUUGGUUCUGGUAUCACAAAGCCUCGGCAGGAUUCCUCCUGAUUUGUCUAAGUUGGGCGAGUUGGAACGGCGCAACCUUCUACAUUGAUGUCUUCGGCCGAAGAAUGGAGAAAGAGCUGGACCACCUCCGCAAAGAAGUGGCACGGAUGUCCAAGAGUCCUGAACUUUCCGGCCAGGACGGACUCAUCAGUCCAUUGAUCAGCCCAGCAGGACCGAUCGGCGACAGUCCAAGUCUGGGAGCUUCUGGUGUGACGACGGCGCUGGAUUUGGGCCCUCCUGCCACUUCAGAAACACCUUUAGUUGAAGCUAACGAUGGGAGGUUGCAUCAACGCGGGAAAUCCAUGGAUGCUAUUCCUCUUUUAGAUGCCGACAGGACAGCAUCCAAUCAUGAAGAGCCGAAGCGGCCUAUGGAUGACGGGCUCGCAUUGGGAAAUGAUAUAACGGGCGGCGCAUCCAAGAAGAACGAGUGA
Molecule: messenger RNA, 1863 nt
Organism: Ramularia collo-cygni
Lineage: Eukaryota; Fungi; Ascomycota; Dothideomycetes; Mycosphaerellales; Mycosphaerellaceae
Product: related to Integral membrane protein
Exons: 3
Coding region: 1-1863 (620 amino acids)
Biological process (GO): phosphatidylcholine biosynthetic process
Source: RefSeq, a predicted model, not a curated record